UUUUGAUUUUGAACUUUAUUUCAUUAGCCUUAGAUGAUUUUCUCUGUUUUGCUUUCGGGAAUGAGCUUUGACUGAUUUAGUCAACCAUAUUGACUGUUUGGUUUCAUGUUAGUUUGCCGCAUCUAGUCAAAGAAACUAUAGAAAUAUAUACAUAAUAAUUUAGAACUUAUUUCUUUUUCUGGGUUCUGUUGCUUAAGUAAUUUGGACGCAACAAUAAUAAAUAAAUGGAAGAAAAAAAAUCAUCUUACUGAGCUAGGACUCGAAUCAUAUUUUUGUUAAUUUACUGCUAUUAUUAUUUUAUUUCAGCUGAUGAUUUUAGUUGAUUAUGGGGGCUCAGUUUUCCCCAUAAUCUCUCAUUCCCCCUGGAAUGGUGUUCAUUUGGCUGAUUUUGUGAUGCCCUUUUUUCUUUUUAUCGCCGGAAUUUCGCCGGCGCUAGUAUACAAGAAAGUGCCUGACCGAUUUGAAGCUACACGGAAAGCAAUAUUGAGGGGAUUGAAACUAUUUUUUCUUGGUGUUUUUCUUCAAGGGGGGUAUUUUCAUGGAGUAACUUCAAUGACUUAUGGUGUUGACAUAGAAAGAAUACGGUGGCUUGGCAUAUUGCAGCGCAUAUCUAUUGGAUAUAUUGUUGCUGCUUUGUGUGAAAUCUGGCUUUCACACCAAACUUGGAAGAGAAUGGGAUUUGUCAAGAAUUACUAUCCCCACUGGUGUCUUGCAAUUUUACUAUCAGCAAUAUACUCGGGGUUAUUAUAUGGUCUAUAUGUUCCUGAUUGGAAAUUCAAAGUGUUGCCUGUAGCCUCUACACCUCCAUUAAAUGAUAGUUCUGUUUACAUGGUGAAAUGCUCUGUGAGAGGAGAUCUUGGACCUGCUUGUAAUUCGGCUGCAAUGAUUGAUCGUUACUUUCUUGGUAUUGAUCAUUUGUAUGCAAAGCCAGUUUACAGAAAUUUGAAGGAGUGCAAUAUGUCCAAUGGCCAAGUUCCGGAGAGUUCACCAUCAUGGUGUCACGCUCCAUUUGAUCCUGAAGGUAUUUUAAGUUCUUUAACAGCUGCAGUGACCUGCAUAAUUGGACUUCAAUAUGGUCACAUUCUAGCUAACUUACAGGAUCACAAAAAGCGGCUAGAGAGUUGGACCUUGCUUUCAGUUUCCAUUUUUGCUAUUGGGUUGAUUUUAGCCUUCACCGGCAUCCCUGUAAAUAAGUCCUUGUACACAAUCAGUUAUAUGCUAAUUACUUCCGCUUCGGCUGGGGUUACAUUCUGUAUUAUGUAUCUAUUGGUCGAUGUAUAUGGUUUCAGGUGCUUAACAUUUGUGCUGGAAUGGAUGGGAAUACAUUCCUUGAGUAUUUUCAUUCUUGUCACUUCUAACUUAGCUGUCAUUGCAGUCCAAGGAUUCUACUUACACAGUCCUAAAAAUAACAUGGUUCACUGGAUCAUAACAUGCUUUGUGAACAAUUGAUAAGUUUAACUAAGUUUCCUUCCUUUAUACAUGGGAAAACGCAGCCAUGGAAGCAGCUAACUUGAUCUUGAUCAGCCAGGCCGUAUGUUUCUUUUGCCACUUGUUGUCCCAAUAGUGUGAAUAUCCAUUUUUGCUUGAGAUAUGUUGUAGGCCAUAUUUUUACACAACAAACCAAUUGCAUUGUUUGAAUGAGUGCUUACCUGCACCAAGGCUGGUUUUUUUUUUGACAUCUAACCCUUGUUACUCUCUCUUUCUCUCCGUGGACAUUUUUAUUGUCAUUUUUCCGAUGCACUCACAUUCUAUCAAAAACACUUGAUACUUUAUCGAACUUA
This is a messenger RNA of Humulus lupulus (European hop), 1781 nucleotides long. RefSeq lists its product as uncharacterized. NCBI's taxonomy places the organism in Eukaryota, Viridiplantae, Streptophyta, Magnoliopsida, Rosales, Cannabaceae. The coding region runs from base 310 to 1449 and encodes 379 amino acids. The transcript has 13 exons. The record is from RefSeq and is a predicted model, not a curated record.